Messenger RNA from Phodopus roborovskii (desert hamster), 3471 nucleotides. RefSeq names its product bromodomain testis associated (gene Brdt). The transcript is spliced from 19 exons. The record is from RefSeq and is a predicted model, not a curated record. The coding region runs from base 381 to 3290 and encodes 969 amino acids. NCBI's taxonomy places the organism in Eukaryota, Metazoa, Chordata, Mammalia, Rodentia, Cricetidae. Gene Ontology annotation, cellular component: chromatin; nucleus. Gene Ontology annotation, biological process: chromatin remodeling; positive regulation of transcription elongation by RNA polymerase II.
ACCAAUCAGCAGGCUGCUCACGGCUGAAUCCCAUAAAGGCGCCAGUCGCUGGCUGCUGACAGCCGCCAUCGGGGUGAGAGCUGGCGGCCACCGGUGGAGAGCCCGGAGCGACUGCCCUGCACUGCUUCACCUAGUGCAAACCGGAAGGGCGAGCAGAUAAGGUCCCUUUCCUAAGAGGAAUUUGUAGACUUUUCCUGCUAAGACCUCAAUUUGUAUUUUUGAAGAACAGAAAUUCUGUGAAGUGUGGAAAUAAUUUAAACCAUCUAAGACUAAAACAUACAUAAUGAAACAAUGUAUACUAUUUGCAUAAAGAGUUUUGUAUUUUUCAGGACACGUACUUAUAGGCAACGUUAGAAUCCCAGGAUCUGAAGCAGUCGAUAAUGUCUCUGCCAAGUCGACAGACAGCAAUUGUUAACCCCCCUCCACCAGAAUACAUAAAUGCUAAGAAAAAUGGGCGCCUGACCAAUCAGCUGCAGUUUCUACAGAAAGUUGUCCUGAAGGCUCUGUGGAAGCAUAGUUUCUCGUGGCCUUUCCAACAGCCUGUGGAUGCUGUAAAACUGAAGUUGCCUGACUAUUAUACCAUCAUAAAAACCCCAAUGGAUUUAAAUACAAUUAAGAAGCGGUUGGAAAAUAAGUAUUAUUUGAAGGCUUCUGAAUGCAUAGAAGAUUUCAAUACAAUGUUUUCAAACUGUUAUUUAUACAACAAGCCUGGAGAUGACAUUGUUCUUAUGGCCCAAGCCCUAGAGAAGUUAUUUCUGCAGAAAUUAUCUCAAAUGCCACAGGAAGAGCAAGCCGUGGGCGGAAAAGAGAGAGUGAAAAAAGAUACUCAACAACAGACUCCGUCUUCCUCUGCUAAGGAUCAAAUACUCUCCAAAGCCAAAGUGGCAGAAAAUGUUUUUAAGCAGCAAGAGAUUCCUUCUGGAUUUCCCGAGAUUGCCCUCUCUCCCUUAAACAUGAUACAGGAAGCUCUCCCAACCUCUGACUCACAGACUGUGGUUCAAAUCACAAAGGGUGUGAAGAGGAGAGCAGACACAACAACUCCUACCACUUCCAUAGUUAAAACAAGUAGCAAGUCUCCUCCAACACUCAGAGACUCAAAGCCUGUGAAUAUGCCAGGAAAAGAAUAUACACUGAAGAAUGUUUUGCCAGACUCUCAGCAGCAACACAGAGUUUUAAAAACAGUCAAAGUAACUGAGCAAUUAAAGUACUGCAGUGAGAUUCUUAAAGAAAUGCUUGCAAAGAAACAUUUGCCAUAUGCAUGGCCCUUCUAUAACCCUGUGGACGCUGAUGCUUUGGGACUCCACAACUACUAUGACAUUGUCAAAAACCCCAUGGACCUCGGCACUAUCAAGGGGAAAAUGGACAACCAAGAAUAUAAGGAUGCAUAUGAAUUUGCUGCAGAUGUCAGAUUAAUGUUCAUGAACUGCUACAAAUACAAUCCUCCAGAUCAUGAAGUUGUGGCGAUGGCUCGAAUGCUUCAGGAUGUUUUUGAAAUGCAUUUUGCCAAGAUUCCUGACGAACCUGUUGAGUGCAUGCAUGCAUAUCACCUUACAACCAACAGUGCAAAGGCCCUUGGCAGAGAAAGCAGCAGUGAGGCCUCCUCCGGGGACUGCUCGUCUGAGGAUUCUGAGGAUGAACGAGUGCGGCAUCUCGCCAAGCUUCAGGAGCAGCUUAAUGCUGUUCAUCAGCAGCUACAAGUUCUGUCCCAAGUUCCAUUACGUAAGCUAAAGAAAAAGAAUGAGAAAUACAAAAGGGCACCAAAAAGAAAAAAGGUUAAUAACAGAGAUGAAAGUCCAAAGAAAAAACCUAAGCAAACAAAACAAAAGGAAAAGCCCAAGAGCAAUCAACCAAAAAAGAAGCCACUUUUGAAGUCUGAAGAUGAAGGCAAUGCAAAACCCAUGAACUAUGAUGAGAAAAGGCAGCUGAGUCUGGACAUAAACAAACUCCCUGGGGAAAAGCUUGGGCGCAUAGUUCAUAUAAUACAGUCAAGGGAGCCCUCCCUGAGAAACUCCAACCCAGAUGAGAUCGAGAUCGACUUUGAGACUCUGAAGGCAUCAACACUUAGAGAACUGGAGAAGUAUGUCCUGGCCUGUCUGCGGAAGCGGUCUCUGAAGCCCCAGGAGAAGAAAGUCGUGCGGUCUAGAGAAGAGCUCCAUUCCCAGAAAAAGCUGGAGCUAGAGAGGCGUUUGUUGGAUGUCAACAACCAGCUGAAUUGUAGGAAACGGCAAACAAAACGUCCAGCAAAAGCGGAGAAACCGCAGCCCCGGCCACCGCCGCCACCCCCGCCACCCCCACCGCCCCCGGAGCUGGUGAGCGGAUCCCGCCUGAGCGACAGCAGCAGCAGCAGCAGGAGCAGGAGUAGCAGCAGCAGGAGCAACAGCAGCAGCAGCAGCAGCAGCAGCAGCAGCAGCAGCUGUUGCAGCUCGGGGUCGGCGAGCAGCAGCAGCAACUCGAGCUCCUCCGACAGCAGCGAUUCUGAACCAGAAAUAUGUCCUAAAUUUACUGACGCAAAACAGAAUGAUUUGCCUCCAAAAGAGAAUAUAAAGAUACAGCCUCCUGUGCAAGAUACAGCCUCUGCCAAACCUCCCCUUGCUCAGCAGACUAUAGCCCCAUCAGCAGCAGGGAAGCAAUGCCAGCAGGUGCAUGGCCAGCAUGUAUCAGAACAUCCACAGACCACAGGGAGCAUUGCAUCUGUGCAGACUCAGCCUCUUUCAGGGUGUGUGCUUCUAGGUGAUUCCAAACAAGCCUCCAACGGCCCCGCUGUGGUACCUACCUCUGCUGAGAGCCCCUCAGCUUUAGAGCCAGGCUUUCGAGUUCCUGUGCAGAAGGAUAUAAAGAUUAAGAAUGCAGACUCUUGGAAAAGUCUAGGCAAGCCAGUGAAACCAUCAAGUGUACUGAAAUCCUCAGAUGAGCUUUUCAACCAGUUUAGAAAAGCUGCCAUAGAGAAAGAAGUAAAAGCCCGGACACAGGAGCAGACACGGAAACACCUGGAGCAAAGCUCAAAGGAACCCAAAGUAUCUCAAGAAAAUCAGAGGGAGCUUGGAAAUGGCCUUGGAAAUGGCUUGCCUCUAGAAUCUUUAUCAGACAAAGUGGAAAGCAAGUGUCAUGGAGAACAGCAUGAACAGCAGCCAUCGGAAGCUCUAGACAUAAGCAAACUCUGGCUUCUCAAAGACCGGAACUUAGCAAGGGAGAAGGAGCAAGAACGGAGGAGAAGAGAGGCAAUGGCGGGUACCAUUGAUAUGACUCUUCAAAGUGACAUUAUGACAAUGUUUGAAAAUAACUUUGAUUAAAACUCAGUUUUAAAUUAACUAUCAACUCUAAAUGAAUGGUACAAAUGUUUACAAUGCAUGUGGUAAACUGAUUACUUUCAGCCACCAAGAUGCCAAUCAUAUAUUGUGUUUUGACUGCCCUAAAAUAAUUAAAUAUUUUUCACUUACAUUUUUAAUAAAUAUGUUCAUUUUAAUGACACAA